UUGUAUCGAUUUACACCAACGGCUGACAGUUCAACGACAUCGCGUCCACUGAUUGGCCAGUAAAUCCGGUAGAUCUUCACUAAGUUUGGUUCAAAGCCAAAAGCUACCAUUUACCGAUGCAUUAUAUUUUCUGCUUGUGCUCUUAGAAGUUUUAAGUGUUGUUGAGUCCGUAUUUUCACUCAUGUGGGGGAUUGUUGGAAUUUUAAGUUAAAAUUAUUACUUGAGUGAAAAUUAGUUUUCAAGAUUUAAACUCCAAGAGAUGUGUUUGGGUUAAGCCUUUUCACCAUAAGACACCUAGUCAUGAAUAGGUGUUAUGGAGAGUCGCCAUUGGCCAUGGAGAGUCACCUAUUGGUGAAAAGACACCUUGUAGAGUCACCAUUGGCUCUAUAUAAACCCAUCUCUUAGUUUUGUUUUGUAUGAGUUUUUAAAAGUUUUUGAGAAGAAGAAAAACAAGUUUCCAAGUCAUGAGUCAGAGUCAUUUAAGAGCAUAGUAAUUGUCAACAUUCGCUGGCCUAAAAGUAUUAUAGUGCUGCUUACUAUAAGGCGUGAUCGUUGUAUCUUGGAAGACGACAUCCGUAAAACCGUGAGCACCGUAUGCGGGAAUGAAUUGUCUUUAAGGAAAGAGGAUUACCUCGCCUCGAUCAACCAAUUCGAUAAAUAUUUCUAACUCUUUCUUGUUAGUAUUUUGUUUGUCGCAUGAACAAGAUUUCCGAGAAACCGAAAUCGCAUAUUAUUUCCAACAGCAAAUGGGUAUUAGUAGCACGACUACGAAAGUAUGAACUUCCCUAGAGUCAUUAGACAGAAUUUGUUGUGGGAGAUUACGUAAUUGUUUUCUCUACUAGCUACAAAUGAGACUGAUUUUCUGUUGUUUUUCUUUUCUUUUUCGACUGAGUGAUGCAUAUCAAGCAACUGGGUGCUACAAUCUUUUGUGCUCGAGAUUUGUACAAACAAACAGUAAGAUAGCAAUUGGAGCUGCAAUAUCUCCGGUUUCAUCAUUCGCAUGCAACCAAUAUGACAUAACUGUUCUCAUAUGGAAGGAUCCCAAGUUAGGAAACUGGUGGUUAGGGAUAGGGGAAAACACAUUAGUCGGUUAUUGUCCAGCAGAGUUGUUUACGCACUUGGCUGAUCACGCAACAAUGAUAGAAUGGGGUGGUGAAAUGGUGAAUACACGUUGGAAUGGCGAGCAUACGAAAACCCAGAUGGGAUCAGGUCAUUUCGCAGAAUCCGGAUUCGGCCAGUCCGGCUAUUUCCGAAAUCUACAGGUUGUUGAUUCAGAUAAUAGCUUAAGUACAGCUGAAAAUAUCUUAACACUUGCUGAGAAUACUAAUUGUUACAGCAUCAAAAGUUCUUAUAGUAGUGAAUGGGGAAUACAUUUUUACUUUGGUGGACCAGGAAAGAAUCCCCAGUGCCAAUAACAUUAUCAAAUUCUGUUUUAGAAUCAAGUGUAUUAUUCUCCU
Papaver somniferum (opium poppy) is the source of this 1457-nucleotide messenger RNA. RefSeq lists its product as uncharacterized. Lineage: Eukaryota; Viridiplantae; Streptophyta; Magnoliopsida; Ranunculales; Papaveraceae. The coding region runs from base 849 to 1415 and encodes 188 amino acids. The transcript is spliced from 2 exons. The record is from RefSeq and is a predicted model, not a curated record.